Lemur catta (Ring-tailed lemur) is the source of this 873-nucleotide messenger RNA. It is a transcript of the gene PLAAT1, whose product is annotated as phospholipase A and acyltransferase 1. The transcript is spliced from 4 exons. The coding region runs from base 208 to 720 and encodes 170 amino acids. Lineage: Eukaryota; Metazoa; Chordata; Mammalia; Primates; Lemuridae. The record is from RefSeq and is a predicted model, not a curated record. Gene Ontology annotation, biological process: N-acylphosphatidylethanolamine metabolic process. Gene Ontology annotation, molecular function: A2-type glycerophospholipase activity; glycerophospholipid phospholipase A1 activity. Gene Ontology annotation, cellular component: cytoplasm.
CCUGCGCGUUGGCGCCGCUGCACGCCGCCGUCUUGGACCCGCUGAGGGGUCGCCGGAGCCUCUCCGCGCGGCGGGGCUGGGGCCGGCGUGGGCCCUGCAGGGCGGCCCCGAGUGGUGGUGGGCUGCUGCCGCCUUGGCCUCUCCCGGGCGCAGAUGGAGUCGUCCCGUGGCCGCUAGCAGGAGGGUGCUGGAGGACGACCCGGGCUUAUGAGUGAGAUGGCGUUUAAGGACUGCUUCAGUUUGAGCUACCCUGGCAACCCCCACCCAGGGGACUUAAUUGAAGUGUUCCGUCCUGGCUAUCAGCACUGGGCGCUGUACUUGGGCGAUGGUUAUGUUAUCAAUAUAGCGCCUGUAGAUGGUGUUCCCAUGCCAUUUACCAGCGCCAAGUCUGUGUUCAGCACAAAGGCCCUGGUGAAGAUGCAGCUCUUGAAGGAUGUUGUGGGAAAUGACACAUAUAGAGUAAACAAUAAAUACGAUGAAACAUACCCGCCUCUCCCCGUGGAAGAAGUCAUACAACGGUCAGAGUUUGUUAUUGGACAGGAGGUGGCGUAUGACUUAUUUGUCAACAACUGUGAGCAUUUUGUGACUUUGCUUCGAUAUGGAGAAGGAGUUUCAGAGCAGGCCAACCGAGCAAUAAGUACCAUUGGGUUUGUGUCAGCUGCUGUUGGUGCCUUCUCAUUCCUGGGCUUGUUUCCAAAAGGACAAAGAGCAAAAUACUAGUAACAAUUUACUGAAGAGAUAUUGGAACUGAAGGAAUUUAUGAGGAAGGAAAAAAACCUAGGAUGAAUACUUAUUUUCAAUACAUCAUUAUUGUUCCAAAUUCCAAUGAUGGAUGGCAGGCUCUUUAAUAAAUUGCUUACUGAUAUUAUCUUA